UUGAUUUGUUAAAGGAUAUAUAAGUCACGUGCAAAGCACGUGUAUAAGAAGAUCUCGCAAGUUAUCUGGAGACGAAGAAGCGAGCAGAGCAGCGUAGAUCGAAGAACGCAGCCAUGAGAAAUGGAAUCCACCUCUUUCUCUUCGUUCUUCUCACUUUCCCUCUCUUCUCCCAUUCCGAAGUUAUAACCCUAGCUUCCGACACUUUCUCUGACAAGAUCAAGGAGAAGGACACUGCGUGGUUUGUCAAGUUCUGCGUUCCCUGGUGCAAGCAUUGUAAGAACUUGGGGACGUUGUGGGAUGAUUUGGGAAAAGCAAUUGAAGGAACUGAUGAAAUAGAGAUUGGGGAAGUGGAUUGUGGCACUGACAAACCAGUUUGUAGCAAAGCUGAUAUUCAUUCAUAUCCCACCUUUAAGCUCUUCUAUGAUGGUGAAGAAGUUGCUAGAUACCGAGGUUCAAGGGAUGUUGAUUCAUUGAAGAACUUUGUUUUGGAAGAAGCUGAUAAGGCAGCAACAAAUGCACAAGCACAACAACUAGAUAGUGAUAGAGAACUAUAACUACUUUUUGAGCCAUUUCCUGGACCAAAACCUGUUCUAUGAGAUACGCGGUGCACAAAUUUAGCGAUUUUCUUUUGGGAUUCAAACUGAGAUUAGCAAAGAUACAUUCUAUUCUGCUCCGACCGGCAUUUGUUUGUUCGACCCUGCAGUUGUAUGAGUUUAGAACUAAUCUUUGUAUACUACCACAUUUGUAUUGUCUUUUCCAUACUUUACAAAACCGAUAGCAUGUUGUUUAUGAAAAGGGUUCAAUUGAAUAUGGACGAAGAUGGAUUGACUCCAUUUAGUUUAA
Molecule: messenger RNA, 843 nt
Organism: Arachis stenosperma
Lineage: Eukaryota; Viridiplantae; Streptophyta; Magnoliopsida; Fabales; Fabaceae
Product: protein disulfide isomerase-like 5-1
Exons: 5
Coding region: 114-554 (146 amino acids)
Biological process (GO): protein folding
Cellular component (GO): endoplasmic reticulum
Molecular function (GO): protein disulfide isomerase activity
Source: RefSeq, a predicted model, not a curated record